GGAGGGUAGGAAUUGGUGGCGGUGAGGAGAAAAAAUAAGGAACUGGGAAGAAAAGGAGGGGAAGUUAAAACUUCCUUCUCUGUCUUCCAUCAGAAAACCAAACAUGGCAUCUUCCAUGAGGAGCUUGUUUUCUGACCACAACAGAUACGUUGAAUCUUUUCGGAGGUUUCUCAACAGUUCCACGGAACACCAGUGCAUGCAGGAAUUCAUGGACAAGAAGCUGCCAGGCAUAAUAGCAAGGAUUGGUGAUAGAAAAUCAGAAAUUAAGAUUCUAAGCAUUGGCGGAGGUGCAGGUGAAAUUGAUCUUCAAAUUCUUUCCAAAGUGCAGAGUCAAUAUCCAGGAAUUCAUAUCAACAAUGAAGUUGUUGAGCCAAGUGCUGAGCAAAUUGCCAAGUACAAAGAGCUUGUAGCCAAGACAUCGAACCUCGAGAACAUAAAGUUUGCUUGGCAUAAGGAGACAUCAUCUGAAUAUCAAAAUAGAAUCAUAGAGAAAAAAGAAUUUCAGAAGUGGGACUUUAUUCAUAUGAUUCAGAUGCUGUAUUAUGUAAAAGAUAUCCCAGCUACCCUGAAAUUCUUCCAUAGUCUCUUAGCUACCAACGCUAAGAUGCUCAUUAUUCUUGUGUCAGGAAUCAGUGGCUGGGACAAGCUGUGGAAAAAGUAUGGAUCCCGCUUACCUCAGGAUGACCUCUGUCAGUAUGUCACAUCAUCUGACCUCACUCAGAUGCUGGAUAAAUUGGGGAUUAAGUAUGAGUGUUAUGACCUUCUGUCCACCAUGGACAUAUCUGAUUGUUUUAUUGAUGGCAAUGAAAAUGGAGAACUGCUUUGUGAUUUUUUGACAGAAACCUGCAACUUUAAUACAACAGCACCACCUGAUCUCAAAGCAGAAAUUAUGAAAGAUCUGCAAGAGUCUGAAUUCAGUGUAAAGAAAGAGGGAAAGGUUCUUUUUAAUAAUAGUCUGAGUUUCAUAGUGGUUGAGGCAUAAAUAUCAACAUGAAAGUAUAUUAAAAAUAUUUUGAAUAAUGAUCAUUUAUUUUUGUUUUAAAAUUAUAAACACAUCUCAAUAUAAAUAGAUCGUCUCAUAUAUAAGAGACAAAUCUAGAAAAUUCCAAGACAUUCUUAGAUUUCCAUGUGAAUCAUAUAGGAUACUGUUAGUCUUAUCCCAUUCCUUCCCCACAUCAAGAGGCCACAUUCCGAAUAAAUACCACAUAAGCUAGGAAAAUGAGACAACUAAGUUUCACUGGCUUAUUGACAAGAAAAUCCUUUCCAUUUGUUGAUUGUACUGGGAUUUCCCAAAAUAUUCAUAAAACAUGUGCUAUGGAUUCUUUAAAUACUACAAAAGUAUAUACUUAUUGAUAUAUAUGAAAAAGUAUGUUUAUUGAUCUUUUACCUUUUGUGAAGAAUUAUUUGUCUGUGCACAUUCUUCUAGUAGUUUCUAUCUUGUUUUUAUUGAUUACUAAAAAUAAGCACCUUAGGAUACUACAAAAUUAUUUGUUAUG
Odobenus rosmarus divergens (Pacific walrus) is the source of this 1496-nucleotide messenger RNA. RefSeq names its product histamine N-methyltransferase-like (gene HNMT). Bases 104 to 982 code for a protein of 292 amino acids. The transcript has 6 exons. Gene Ontology annotation, molecular function: N-methyltransferase activity. The record is from RefSeq and is a predicted model, not a curated record. Lineage: Eukaryota; Metazoa; Chordata; Mammalia; Carnivora; Odobenidae.